Molecule: messenger RNA, 2349 nt
Organism: Symbiodinium sp. CCMP2592
Lineage: Eukaryota; Dinophyceae; Suessiales; Symbiodiniaceae
Source: the annotation of a GenBank genome assembly
AUGUUUGAGCCAAGUCGGCUUGAGGAUCAACGAAUUGACGGGACCAGUGAAGGGCAGAAGGGAUGUCCUCGUGUGUGGGUGCCGCGGGACAGUGGCUCAGACAAGGGCAGAAGUAGUCUGGACUGUUGGCAAAUGGGCGCAUGGGACUUCUGCGCUCUACGCCCAUGGCACCUUAAAGUUGCGCCAGAGUUGCAGCUCGACGACCCCAGGAUCAACCGGCUACAUGAAGUCUGUUCAUGGGCCAUGGUUCUUGUCUUCGGCUUUACCCUGGUAUGGAUCGGCAAUCCGACUGCCGACUCCAUCUCCCACACGGGUAUUUUCAAGUUCGGUUAUGACAACGAAUUGCCUGAAGAUGAUGCAAAUCUCCACGACCAUAGCAUGUCCAAGGUGCUCAAAGGCAAAGCACCAAGUGACUACGACUACUGUCAGAACUCCAAGCACUACGGUUGUCAAGAGCCUCAUGAAGAACAGGAGGUAGCAGGCUGCAUGGGGGUCUCGAAUGCUGACCACUAUGUGUCGCGAAUCCGGGAAACUGAUGGGGACGGUAUCUUUCUGCCAACAGUGUGGUCCAACACGACAGUCGUCAUGAAGACAUAUGGUGCAGGAUGUGAAAAUUUGACAGGUUGCACGUCGACUCGAGAAUCCGUGCGUAAGUUCAUACCAGGAAUUUUGGAUUAUGGCUUUGUGAGCUUCAAGCUGCUGCCAAGGUUGGAUAGAGUAGAUUGGAAGGAUGUCAAUGCUCCACUAUGCCGGUUUGACAAGGCUGAUACGCACUUCGAGAAAGCGCUGAAUCUGGCUGGAUCAAUGCACUGCCGUGCGGUACUUCACAAUGCCAAUGCCGCGGUACAUGUGGAUCAUUCCUUUAUCCACGUGGGAAGGUGGGGCACCAUGCACUUGAGUGUUCCAAGGUUGAUGGAAUCGGUUGCUGAUCAUCGCUACGACAGCUUCGCGAAGUUUUCGCAAAAGUUCUGGAAGUUGCGGGAAGAGAUUGCUGGCUUUGAGAGCAGCCUACCCGGGAGGCACAGGAGCAAGUUCAGGCAGUUGGUGCGCGACUUGCAGGAGGGCAAGACCGACAAUCUGCAGCAAGUUGAGGAAUCGUUGGCUUUAGAAGACUCCACAGAUUAUGAGCGGUUGAAACGAAACAUCGCGGAUACACGCACCCAGUACUAUGAAGGAAUGGGAGGCAGCCCGUAUUCCGUGUUCUUGAAUGGCAAAGGUUUCGCAGACAUCCCUGUUGAUGGGCCAACAUGGCCUGCCUUUAAGCUUGUUGACGAACCCAAACAGCACGACCCCAACAUUUGCUCCCCACGAAGCCGCGGUGGCAAGUUUUCCAUUAGUGCGCGCACUGUGCCUCGGAAUCCUUCAAUCCAAGAGUUCAACGGAGAUGUCAUGGAUUUCGUCAAGACAUGGGUACAGUGCUGGCUCGGCCUGAUAGUCUAUGAUGAGAAGAAGCGCGAGUACCAUUGUUUUGAGGUGCAAAUCACGAUCCGCUAUUUCCGAACGCUGUCUUAUUCUCAGCAGGAGCGGUCGCAGGAGGACGAUGGUUCUCUUGUGCGAAAGGAGUAUUCAACAUCCGGCUUUGCAUUCAUUUUCCAGGGAGAGCGAGACUUCGUGAGAAGAUUUGAUCCACGUGCGUUCAUCUAUGCUCUAGUUUCGUAUGUAGCGAUUUUUCAAUUCCCCACCAGGCUCUGCAGAUUCAUUGCGGAGCACUUUGGGCCCGCUCGACAUAUCUAUAGGAACGCAUUCAAACGCAGAUUCACUCUGAGCCAUGAGAUCGUUUCCUGGAUGGUGCGACGCAGCAGCGCACUGUCGACCUUUGAGAAAGUCGCAGACGCCACGGACAGGGGAUACGGGCUCCGUGUCGACGACAUCGUGAGAGGACUGAAGAAGACCUUGCAUGAAGCCGAUGAGCGAGAACAGGAGCUUGCAGAUGACGCAGUUCAGGAGCUGGCUGAAUUUUUGGUGAAGAAGUCCCGUAAAGAAGACGAAGAAGAAGACGAGGAAUCAGACGACGUUGGCUCGAAUGCUUCGGCCGAGCCGUCCAUCCCAAAGCAGACUUUUAUCGAGCUGUUCGAGGAGACUGAGGUGCUUACCACACAGCAACUGGCUCGCUGGCACGCACGCAAGGGCCACAAAGACCAAAGCCUGUUGUCUGAUAUUCUGUACCAGUUCGAUGAGCAAGUGAAGCGACCUAUCGGUGAUGCGAUUGAUAAGGUUUCAGAGGCGGGGCUGAGCCCCUCUAGGUGUGGGCGGCGUGAGGAUUCCGAUGAAGAAUCCCAGUCCAUCCUUCUUAGCCAGCCCGAAAAGAGCUCGCGAGACCCGAGGAAUGUUGUUGGUACGGGCCGGUGA